AAAGCAUCUAAAAAAUAAGUUCCUGUAUACGUUCCUAGUGAUAUCAUGGCUGUGUAUGUCUGCUUGAUUCUGUGUGUACUUGCCAGAGAAAUUGGAUCAUCGGGAGUGUGUAAAAUAUCAACAAAUGAAAUAGAAUGUUGUACAGAUUACAAGUUGAAAGGAACCAAAUGCAUUCCUUGUAUAGGCUCAUUUGGAAAGCAGUGUUCCUCCUUGUGUAAUCCCGGAAGUUGUGGGUUUGGCUGUAAAAACACAUGUCUGUGUGAGGAUUGUGACAGACUCAACUGUUCUUGCUUUACAGCAGAUACAUGGGAUUCUCGUGAUGAUGUGCAACUUAUAAUCGUAGUUUCGAGUGGAUUUUGUUUUGUGGCUGUCGUGACGUUGACUGGUUACAUAAUUAGGCGAUGUUCAACAAAGGCAAGCAGGAGGAAAGGCAAACAGUUUCGCCGAGAGUACACAUCAGGACAUACCUCGGCAUCUGUUUCUGAUACAGAACAGGAAGCACACCGACAGACAGACAGACAAACUAGACAGGAAACACUGCAAUCUGGAAACACCACACCGAAAAAUCGCCACGGCUGGGAGACGAACAAAAGCAUCUGUAUGUUUGAAUACGAUCUCGGUCAACACCUUGAGAAUUAAAUAUGCAGACUGCCUUAAUUUCAUUCGUUUAUGUACUGUAACAAUGCGUCAUUCUGCAUUGUAAUGAUGGAAUCAUUCUAUAGAAUAUUUCGACUUCAAGUAGACAUUUUAUACUUUUAAGAUAUUAUUUUGUUAUAAUUCUAAUAUGUAUAAAUCAUAAAACUCUUA
Ostrea edulis (European flat oyster) is the source of this 807-nucleotide messenger RNA. RefSeq lists its product as uncharacterized. The transcript has 6 exons. The record is from RefSeq and is a predicted model, not a curated record. NCBI's taxonomy places the organism in Eukaryota, Metazoa, Mollusca, Bivalvia, Ostreida, Ostreidae. Bases 46 to 639 code for a protein of 197 amino acids.